CUUAUCUCAGACCGAGUGCCCCCACUAAGGCGAGCAAAUUCUUAAAAGUCGCAUCUCUCUCGACUCUACAUUCUCUCUCUACAUUCUCUCUCUAUCCGCGUUCUCUUUCAGUUCGAUUUCUCUCUCUAUCGACGCAUUACAAUCGACAUAUACACAAGUGCUGCUAUUUUCUCUGCAUCGAAAGCUUAGGGUAUCGCAAUCCCAAUCUAUUCGAAUUUGCUCAAGUGAUGAGAGAUACAAUCAUCAGAGUAUUUGUAUCGUAGUGAACUUAGGGUUUUUGGUUUUACGUAGUUGUUUCUGUUAAAUCCUUAAACCUGGUUGGUCGAUCUGUGAAUGGACUCGCGAGAUUCGUCUUCGUCGUCUUCGGCGGCCGCUAACAGAGAUGCCUCGUCGCCGGACGGUGACUGCGUUUUAUCUGUCACUGCUGCGCUGGCGAAGGACGCCGGAUCGUUGUUUCACUCAGGGAAGUUCGCCGAAUGCGUUGACGUAUUGAAUCAGCUCUUGCAGAAGAAAGAAGAUGAUCCAAAGAUUCGUCACAAUCUUGCUAUUACGGAGUACUUUCAGGAUGGUUGUUCAGAUCCGAACAAGUUGAUCGAAAUGCUUAAUAAUGUUAAGAAAAGAAGCGAUGAACUUGCUCAUGUAUCUGGAGAACAUGUAGAUGCUGUUAGCAACCUCGGAAACAAAGCUAUAUCAGGAUCUAAAGGGACCAACAGUAUGGCUCAUCAAGUCCCUGCAGCAAAUAGUUCCUCUGUGGUUUACGCUGACGAAUUUGACACUUCUGUGACCAUGUUAAACAUAGCAGUUAUCUGGUUCCAUCUUCAUGAAUAUUCAAAGGCGUUCGCAAUUCUUGAAUCGUUAUAUCAGAAAAUUGAACCAAUAGAUGAGGCAACAGCUCUUCAUAUUUGCCUUCUGUUUCUGGAUGUUGCAUUGGCGUCCCGUGAUCCAUGGAAAUUUGUAGAUGUAAUUAGCUAUGUGGAGAAAGCUUAUUGUGUCAACAGUUUGGUCAGUCAAGGUGACAAUGGAAGCUCCAUGCAGCAACAAUCUUCAAAUCUAGUGGGAAAAUCUUCUUCAUUUCCAAGCAAUUCAUCUGCCACCGAUGCUUUUAAUUCUGAUUUGGUUGCUAGUGCAAAUGCCUCUGAAAAUUCUUUAUCUAGAACUUUAUCAGAGGAGACUGAAUAUGAAACCUUAUUGUGGACACUAGCACGACCGUCUGGCCUCCAAUCUUCGAAUGAUUUUUCAAGGAUCCCAGCUGAUCAGUGCAUUUCAACCACUGAUCUGAGGCUCAAGUUGCAUCUUUACAGGGUUCGGUUUCUGCUUCUUACUAAGAACCUCAAGGCAGCUAAGCGUGAAGUUAAGAUGGCUAUGAACAUAGCACGUGGGAAAGAUUCUUCCAUGGCUCUCCUCUUAAAGUCUCAGCUUGAAUAUGCUCGUGGGAACUAUCGUAAAGCUAUCAAGCUGUUAAUGGCAUCAAGCAAUCGGACUGAAUUGGGGAAUUCGAUCAUUUACAACAACAAUCUUGGGUGCAUCUAUUAUCAACUUGGGAAGUAUCACACAUCAACUGUAUUCUUUUCCAAGGCAUUGAGCAACAGUUUGUCUCUACGGAAGGAAAAGCCCUUAAAGCUCUUGUCUUUCUCACAGAACAAAUCUCUCCAUAUAAUAUAUAAUUGUGGUGUGCAGUACUUGGCUUGUGGGAAACCAAUACUUGCUGCUCGCUGUUUUCACAAGGCUAGUUUAAUUUUUAACAACCGGCCUCUCUUGUGGCUCCGAAUAGCAGAAUGUUGUCUAAUGGCGCUAGAGAAGGGACUUCUGAAAUCCAGUGCAGCUCCAUCCAACAGAUCAGAGAUUAAAGUUCAUGUUGUUGGAAAGGGGAAAUGGAGACAACUUGUAAUGGAAGAUGGGACUCCAAGAAAUGGGCAUGUCGAUAUUGUUGGAAGGGGCGAUUUGUUUUUGGGUGAUGAUAGACAGCCUAAUCUCUCGAUGUCCUUUGCAAAGCAGUGUCUUUCCAAUGCCUUGUACUUGUUAGACUGUUAUGAGUCUAAGUAUUCAAAGUCAGUAUUGUCUUCAAGUUCCACCUUGGAGGAAAAUGAAUCAAGAGAAACAGCAUCAUCUAAGAAUACAAACUACAAGAGUGUCUCCAGUGGUGAUGCAAAGGCAUCUAGUCUGACAGCUGGCUCUGGUCAGGCUAAUGCAAAUGGGGAUGUGAAAGAACAAAAGGUUGGAAAUAGUCCUAAUACUGCGUUACAGAACUCCAUCUUGGAUUAUGAAAAUAAAUGUAGAAAAGAGAACCAUAUUAUCAAACAAGCUCUUCUAGCUGACUUGGCAUUUGUAGAGUUGGAACUGCGAAACCCUUUGAAGGCCCUGUCGGCAGCAAGGUCUCUCUUGAGCCUUCCAGAAUGUUCCAGAAUCUAUAUAUUUCUGGGAAAUGUAUAUGCAGCUGAGUCUCUCUGCCUGCUAAACCGUCCAAAGGAAGCUGCUGAGCAUCUCUUUUUCUAUUUGUCGAAUGGUAGCAAUGUUGAACUGCCGUAUAACGAAGAGGACUGUGAACAAUGGCGAGUGGAGAAAACCAUGGAUUGUGAGGAGUUGAAUGGUGGGUCAGUGACUGCCAAUAACUCUUCACUCAAUGAAUUACAAGGUUUUAUGUUCCUUAAGCCUGAAGAGGCACGGGGAACUCUUUAUGCAAACUUAGGUGCCAUGUCUGCAAUCCAGGGAGAUCUUGAGCAUGCUCACCAGUUUGUGAUGCAAGCAUUAUCCACAAUACCCAACAGUCCAGAAGCCAUUCUUACUGCCAUUUACUUGGAUCUCAUGUUUGGGAAAACUCAAGAAGCUCUUGCCAAGUUGAAACAGUGUAGUCACAUUAGGUUCCUCCCUGACAGCUUACAAUUAAAUAGUUCUUGUUAAUUAUUGUAUUGGUGGAUUUUAAUUGUUCAUGUCCAGCCCACCCCUCACUCCGUGUUAGCAGGUAGAUCCAACAAUCCUUUUUAUGAGGAUCUGUAACAUAUAUAUAGUUCAAUCAGGGAAUAAGCCUUUUUUUUUUUCUUUUUUUUUUUUUUAAAGGAAUUUCAAUUUUAGGUUCAGUGAUUGGAGGUGUGGCUGAGAUUAUUUUGGUUGUCACAGAUGCUCAAUUAUAAGAUCUGAGGUGUAGUUCUGAUUCAGAA
Molecule: messenger RNA, 3155 nt
Organism: Cornus florida
Lineage: Eukaryota; Viridiplantae; Streptophyta; Magnoliopsida; Cornales; Cornaceae
Exons: 6
Coding region: 334-2898 (854 amino acids)
Biological process (GO): negative regulation of translation; mRNA catabolic process
Cellular component (GO): CCR4-NOT complex
Molecular function (GO): protein binding
Source: RefSeq, a predicted model, not a curated record